CCAGAGCUCAGAGGAAGAACAUCUUCCGAGUUUCAAUAUCUUUUGCUUCGAAGAAAGAAGAACGAGAACUUUAGAAAUCAUCAAAUUUCUAAUCGUACAGAAUGAGGCGUACGAGGCACGUGGUCUUACCCGUGCGGUCCUGGCAAUACAUCGGUUUAUUGCUAGUAUCACUGGCAUGCGUAACUUUCGGUUUGAUAGCUAGGGACAGAGAAGGACAAGCAGGAAGCCUGACCGGUCCUGAACUCCUUCAUCGUGCCCCUCAUAAUGUGGACGUUUGCCCAAAUUUGAAUCCUUUGACAACAUCUUCGAUCUGUCUUGGUCUUCCGGAAAAACAGUAUCUCACCUUGAAAAAUAAUGAAGGAAAGGAAAUCGGUUCCGAUAUCAUUCGAGUUGAACGUAAAAAAUCGACCGAAUCGUGUAUUAACAGAAAUGCACUUUUGGAAAGAAGACACAGAACGUUGAGCGAGCAACGAGUUUCAGAACGUUUUUCUUAUCCAACAAACAGACCGUCACGUUCUUUGGAACGAGUCGAUUCAAGGAUCGAAAACGUUCGAUUAUCUUAUCGCCAUUCGCCAAAUCUGGAAAUGACUCGAGAUAUAACGGAUCAUAUAAGACAAUUAUCAAGAAAGUUCUCUAAUGAUAAAUUUAGAUCCAUGGAGCGUCGCGAACAAAAUGGAAUCAAACGAACAGACGGGCAAAGAACUCUUGAUAAUCAUGAAUUAAAAGAACGAAGAGAACGAUUUGAAGUAGACACACGUAGAAAGUUCGAUUCUCGAGGUAUAGAAAAAAGAGAAAUUAGGAACAUUGACAAAACAAUUGGAGAUAAUCGAAAAAAUGUUCGAGAAAAAACUCAAGAUAAUAGAUCGAAUUCAGUAGAAAGACAAGUUUUCAGAAGCGAAAAUAUGGAAAGGCGUUUCAUGAAAGAACAACGCAGUAACGAUCGUAGAAAUUCUCGAAUCGACACUUCGGACCGUCAAUCGAAUAUAGAUGCAAAACGUAGAAAUUCUCGAGUCGAUACUUUAAAUCGCGAACGUCGAUUGGAUGUAAGCGCAGAACGUAGAAAUUCUCGACUUGAUACUGUUAAUAGCCAACGUGGAUCAAGCUUAAGCGCAGAACGUAGAAAUUCUCGACUUGAUACUGUUAAUAGCCAACGCGGAUCAAGCUUAAGUGUAGAACGUAGAAAUUCUCGACUUAAUACUUUUAAACGCGAACGUCAAUCAAAUAUAGAUGCAGAACGUAGAAAUUCUCGAGCCGAUACUUUAAAUCGCGAACGUCGAUUGGAUGUAAGCGCAGAACGUAGAAAUUCUCGACUUGAUACUGUUAAUAGCCAACGCGGAUCAAGCCUAAGCGUAGAACGUAGAAAUUCUCGACUUAAUACUUUUAAACGCGAACGUCAAUCAAAUAUAGAUGCAGAACGUAGAAAUUCUCGAGCUGAUACUUUAAAUCGCGAACGUCAAUUGGAUGUAAGGGCAGAACGUAGAAAUUCUCGACUUGAUACUGUUAAUAGCCAACGCGGAUCAAGCUUAAGCGCAGAACGUAGAAAUUCUCGACUUGAUACUGUUAAUAGCCAACGUGGAUCAAGCUUAAGCGUAGAACGUAGAAAUUCUCGACUUGAUACUUUUAAUCGCGAACGUCAAUCAAAUAUAGAUGCAGAACGUAGAAAUUCUCGAACCGAUACUUUAAAUCGCGAACGUCGAUUGGAUGUAAGAGCAGAACGUAGAAAUUCUCGACUUGAUACUGAUAAUAACCAACGCGGAUCAAAUCUAAGCGUAGAACGUAGAAAUUCCCAAUUUAAUACUUUUAAUCGUGAACGUCGAUUGAGCGAAGAUGUAGAACGUAAAAAUUCCCAACACGAUACUUUUAACCGCGAACGUCAAUCAAAUGCAGGCGUAAAAUAUAGAAAUAAACGACGUGAUACUUCUAAUCGUGAACGUCGAUCGUCAAGUAUGACUGACCUAACACGAACUCGAAAUCGAUACGAUCGUGAAUCAAUUAUUUCGAACUUUUUAAGAAUAAGAAAAUCUACCUCUCACGAUAAUACACCAGCCGAUCGACAUGAUAUCAGACGAAAAAAUUCCCUCUCCGAAAUUAGAAACAUAAGAUUUAAUUCGUUGGAACGGCAGCAAUCUGGUAACAGACUCGAGAAUCAACGAUCUGAACGAAGAAUGAUCGAUCUCGAAAAUCGGGAACUCCUCGAUCGUCGCUCUCGUUCAGUCGAUCGACAAAAUACGAACACAUUAGAUCGUAAUAACAGAUACCUCGGUUUAGAACGUAGAAUCUUAAUUGAUCGUGCAUCCGAAUAUAUAGAUCGCCGUGAUAAUAGACGCGAACUUGUUAACCGUUUUCCACGAUCUUCAUUCUCUGUUAGGAAUUCUCGAGGAAAAAUUGUUCAAACUAAACCCAACGGAUCGUCCGAAUCUAUAGAUAACUACGAACAACGCAAUAUUUUAUUGAACCACCGAAUUAUGGAAAUACAGAAACCAAAUCGUCGUGAAAUUAACACUCUGAGGCGUACGGUUCGAUCUUCAAAUAUUGAAUAUCUUCGAAAUUCUCCUCGUAUCGCACGUUACUCUUCCGAUCGAUCCUUCUUAGAUCAUACCAAUAGAAUCGAACGUUUUUCGAAUGAACGAUCGAACGAAAAAUUGACCGAACGUAGAUCAACGCGAGGAGAAAUCGUCGCUGAGAUUUCAUUUGCGGAACGAAGACAAACGCAAUACGGACAACGUCGCAUUGCAAGAACAUUAACACCCGAAAUUUCAAAUCGUAGAUCAUUUAUUGCACGAAAAUACCAUAUUUCCAGGCAAAGAGAGAGUUUCCAGGCACUAAGUCGCUCGUUCGACAAUAUAAAUCGAUUGAAUUCCAACGAAAGACGCGAAUCCGUUGAAAGUAAGCGCUUUAGAACAGAUAACAAUCGCAGAUCAUCUGUUUUAUCGAUCGAUCGAAAAGACACUCAACGACAACGAGAAAAUCUUGCACAGACUUCCAUUUUGCUUCGUACGAAUCUUCAAGAACGAAGACGUUUAAAUAUGAUGGUUCAAGAACGAUAUAAUAGAAAAAUCCAAAGAACGAUUAGUGAGAGGCGUAAAUCCACUGAAUCUAGCUUGGCCGGUAAAGUAGAACGUUCUACGGAAUUACAAUCUCAUGAUCAUCAAAGAAACGUUCGAUUGAAUUUGAUAGUAACGCGACAUAAUGAUUCACUUUACCGAGAAGUAAAUGAUGAUUUCGAUAAAGGUUUCAAAUUGAUUGAACGAUCUCGAAGCAACGCUAAUAGGAGAUCUUCGUAUCGAAGAUUAGUCGACCUCAGACAAUUUAAUUCUCUUCGUGACAAAAUCAGGACCUCUGAAAUGUCUACUCGGGAUCGAAAUACACUUUUCGUUCCUAUGAUCGAUCGUGAUCGAUUUGAUUUAAUAAGAGACGGAGAGAAGACAAGACGAUUACAUGAUACAAAUCACCGAACUCAGAAAAUCUCCUUAGAAUUUAGAAAUGACGAAUACGGAAAGCAAACCGGAAUGAUAGCGAACUUGCUAAAAACGAACGUUCUUUUAAACUACGAUUUGUCUUUCGAAAUUAUACGACAACCUUUUAUAAUCAUCAUUUGUAUCUUAUACGGAUCAUCGAUGUCCAAAAAUAAUAAACUUUUUACUGAUAAUCUGAUGCAGCGUAUUCCCAAAUUUGCAUUAUGGUGAAUAAUUCCACGUCGAUACUAUGCUACUUUUAACAUGCUACUUCUAUGAACCUGCUCGUUGCUGUAAUAUAUCUAUAUAUUAUUUAUAUGUUAUCUAUAUAUAAUAGAAUAUAUCUGCAAAUACUCGUUUGUGCAGUUAAUGUAGAACACAAAGAAAUAACAAAAUAAUAUAUAUAUAUAUGUAUGUAUAAAGUAUAUUUUCUGUGC
Molecule: messenger RNA, 3892 nt
Organism: Vespa mandarinia (Asian giant hornet)
Lineage: Eukaryota; Metazoa; Arthropoda; Insecta; Hymenoptera; Vespidae
Source: RefSeq, a predicted model, not a curated record